Messenger RNA from Hippoglossus stenolepis (Pacific halibut), 2537 nucleotides. RefSeq names its product single-strand-selective monofunctional uracil-DNA glycosylase 1 (gene smug1). The coding region runs from base 1013 to 1894 and encodes 293 amino acids. The record is from RefSeq and is a predicted model, not a curated record. The transcript is spliced from 2 exons. Gene Ontology annotation, molecular function: single-strand selective uracil DNA N-glycosylase activity; oxidized pyrimidine nucleobase lesion DNA N-glycosylase activity. Gene Ontology annotation, biological process: base-excision repair. Lineage: Eukaryota; Metazoa; Chordata; Actinopteri; Pleuronectiformes; Pleuronectidae.
AUCGCUCAUGUCCAAAAACAAUAACUUUAUUUUUGUUCUGGUCUUUUGAAUUCUUCUGGCAUAUAAGAAACAUAAAAAGGUUCUUGUUUUAGUAUAACAUUUUUUCAAAUAAUGAACAUUUCAGAUGGCACAAUACAUAAAUCAGAAAAAAGGGAGUUGGCUGAAAUACAAAUUUUGCGUCACAUAAACAGAUAAACCGGAAACAAAGUGUUUGUAUAGCAGCAAGCGUGGGAACAUCCUGGUCUUGUUGAUAUAUUUUAUACCUCUUUAACUUUAGGCCAAUUUUUUUGCCUUAAAGUGACCCCAUGAGUCUGCAACUGCUGGUCGCCACAACUCAAAACCCUGUGGUUCGUUCAAAUGACGCUGUGGAGUCACGUUGGAUUCAGACCAGAGACCCUAAUUGAAAAAGAUGUUAACAUACUUAACACCUUGCUACCCACAGGAGAGUUAACUGUUACUGUUCUCAGAUAUGACACAAUUCCAAAAAUUCAAAGUAAAAAGAACUCUAUAUAUUAUUACAUAAUAGAUAUCCAUAUACAUGAAGUUAAAACUAAAGGGGGAAAGGAUAACAGACGUUAGGUUGUUUCUUGUAGGCUACAUGGAGAGCUUUCAAGGACUGAGUGUAAACUUGGAUUUCAUUAUAAUAACAUACUUAGAUGAAUGUUUUUAAAAUAUAUGGUCAAUUAAAUAAAUGUCAUGAAUAGAGAGUUUUUUUAAAUGAGGGGUAUUUAACAACAUGCAGAUGUCACUAAAUUCCACACACAACCUUUAUACUACGAGAUUGAGGUUGUAAUGACAGCAGUGUUGCUGCAGAGGGCAGCAGCCGCCCUGAGAGCGCAGGAGGACGCAGAAGAAGAACAUGUAGCGACUGGAGGAGGAAGUGUUGUUUUUGAUAAACAAAGGCUCGAGAUCAGAAGACAAACAGCGUCAACACGUCAUCAAACCUGACGAAAACAAAGCUAAUGCUUUAACCGGACGAACAGGAAGUGGUUUUGUUCGCCCACAGCUGAACAUGUCCGCUGACAGCCCCGCGGCGCAGUGUUCGGCUGAUCGCGGCUGUAAAGAUGGAGACCAGCCGCUGGCUUUGUGUCAACGUGAAGGGGGAUUUAAACCGGUGCCGGGGGUCACCACGACCCCCUCCCCCUCCUCCUCGUCCUCCUCCUCCAGGUUCCUGCAGGUGGAGCUGGAGCUGAACACCCACCUCCGCCGGCUGACCUUCAGCGAGCCGGUCCGGUACAUCUACAACCCGCUGGAGUACGCCUGGGACACGCACCGCUGCUACGUGGAGAAGUUCUGUCAGCCCGGGCAGACGGUCCUGUUCCUGGGCAUGAACCCGGGACCCUUCGGCAUGGCGCAGACUGGGGUCCCCUUCGGUGAAGUGAAGACAGUGGUUGAAUGGCUGAAGAUCGAAGGCGAGGUUGGUCGUCCUCAUGACGAGCAUCCGAAGCGACGGAUCACGGGUCUUGCCUGUACCCAGAGGGAAGUGAGCGGUGCACGUUUCUGGGGCUUAUUCAGAAAGCUGUGCGGUGAACCUGGGCUCUUCUUUCGUCACUGCUUUGUGCACAACCUUUGCCCGCUGAUUUUCAUAAGCGCCAGCGGGAAGAAUCUGACUCCCCCCGAGCUUCCUGCAGCUGAGCGGGAGGCCCUCCUCGCCCUGUGUGACAUAGCACUGUGCCAGGUGGUGGAGGCGCUGGGUGUCUCCAUGGUGAUCGGGAUUGGAAGGGUAGCAGAGCAGCGGGCGCGGCGAGCUCUCUCUGCUGCCGGUGUCAAUGUGCGAGUAGAGGGCAUCAUGCAUCCGUCACCUAGGAACCCACUAGCUAAUAAGGGCUGGGAGGAUGUAGCCAAAGCCAAACUGGCAGAACUGGGUGUGUUAUCGCUGCUGAACGACACAUAAACUAUUCAGACACAAGCUCAUAUUUUCCCUCAAAUCAGUUUGUGUGUCUGUGAGUGAUCGAACAUUUUGAGCUUCACGGACAAUGGCAGCAAACAGCUCCACUAAGAGCUCAUAGUACACUAAUAACUAAUGCUGUAAACACAUCAGCAAACAUCUGUUCAUCUUUGGGUGGUUUUAUUUAUAUAAGCAGGGAUUGAUCAUGGCACCCGGUUCUUUUCUUUCUACUUUCUACACUAAUGUAACUAUACGGUGCUUUAGGAAAAACUCAGGGGUCUCUGUUGUAUAGGUUUCUGUCAAAGAAGCCUUUGAUUACAUUUGUUAAAACUGUAUUUUAAAGAAUUGUCCCAUACUUAAAAUGAGUAUGUGCGUGUGUUCAAUACACAAUAUACAUGUCCAAAUAUGUACUAGCCUGACAGGAUUGGUUUAGAAAAAGCCUCGAUGAAACAACCUCUAAACUCUACAAAAAUACUUGUAAACAUUGUUUAUGUUAAAAUACUGCAGAUAACUUUUUUGUUGUGUCAUUUAUUUUUAUAAUGUAUUUUAUUCUUUCUUACACUUUUUAGAUACUUUGUUUUAUACGUUCCACUAAUCCUGGACCCUCUAAAUGUCCUGUUAAAAAUAAAUACAGAAUAAUGAAAUACAA